Cannabis sativa is the source of this 2283-nucleotide messenger RNA. RefSeq lists its product as uncharacterized. The transcript is spliced from 2 exons. The record is from RefSeq and is a predicted model, not a curated record. Bases 733 to 2034 code for a protein of 433 amino acids. NCBI's taxonomy places the organism in Eukaryota, Viridiplantae, Streptophyta, Magnoliopsida, Rosales, Cannabaceae. Gene Ontology annotation, molecular function: zinc ion binding; nucleic acid binding.
UUUCGGUGACAAGUUGAGUCUGGGCAGCAUGGGGUGUAUCUCGUGUGAUCAUGUAACUGCGUGUGGUCUUGGCCAUCUUCCGCUGAAAGUUUUUUUUUAAUUUAUUAAACUUAUCGAGGAUGUUGUCGUUUAAAUUUUCUAUUACUUUUCCCUAAGUGGUAAUACUUUAUUUUCAACUGGGUACCCAUGUUUUGAAAAGUGUUUUUUUUUUAAAAUAAAGGCAACAUUAGUAUCUUAACGCCAGUUUAUUUAUGGCAUCUUAUUUUACGUAAGUAAGGGCGUUACAAAUGGUAUCAGAGCCACAGUUACAUUGAUCUUGAAUUCACGCGACAUACACACCAUCGCUGCAAAGGAUCAACUUGUCAUCAAGUAUGUAUGCUUUAUAUAUGUUAUGUCUUAUAUGUUAAAUUUGGUUUAGUCUUUAUCUUUUAAUUUUCCUUUAGUUAGCUAGAAGUUUAGGGUAUGGUUAAUCGAAACAAUUAACUGAUUCUUCGGAGUUAGAAUUUUAGUAUAACUCAAACAAUUUUCUUAUUAGUGUAAUUUUUUUAUGAGUGAAGAUUAUUUAUUUAUUUAUUUAUUUUACAUGGUGAAUUGUUGCUUGAUGAUUUACGUUUUUUUUUUAGUUUAUAUAAUUUAGUGUAUAGAUAUUUCCUUUUUGAGCGAGAUACAUCUUUGGUUAUUUUUCUUAUCGAUACCAUCUCCUUUCUUUUGAAGAACAAGUUAAGGGAUUUGAUGGAAAACGGUGAACCCAGAAGAUCAACCCGCUUGAAUGAAAGAGCGGCUGUAAGAGACCGAGCUAGAGGUCGAGGGCGAGGAUGUGCUCGCGGUCGAGGCAGGGGAAACCAGCAUGUCCCUGCCGAGGCGGUGAUCCAGGAGAAUCAAAAUGCCCCUGUAAAUGGACAGCAACCAGGUCAAGGUGGGGGUAACCACGAAGUCCCUGCUGGGGUAGUUGGUCAAGAACACCAAAAUGCCCCUGUAGUGGUGCCACCACAACAAGAAGAUUUGGCGCAAGAAGUUGCUCGUCUCAAGGAAGAAAUUAGGAAGCGAGAUGAAGAGGCUCUCAACCGUCAGGAACAACCCAAUCAAGGACAACAUCAAUUUUUGCCGGUGCAAUACAUGCCUGUGCCGGAGGGUCGAUGGGAACCAAUAUAUGAAAGGUUCCGCAAGCAACACCCACCAAAUUUUGAAGGGGGCUCAGAUCCAAUGGAAGCUGAGGAAUGGUUAAGAACAGUGGAAGGUAUUGUUGAGUACAUGCGGCUCGGUAACGGAGAUAGUGUAGCUUGUGCUGCUAGUUUAUUGAAAAAGGAUGCCCGCAUCUGGUGGGAUGUUAUUAAACAAACACGGGAUGUGGCCGCAAUGACCUGGGCUGACUUUGUACAAGUUUUUAACAAAAAAUACUACAGUGAAGCAAUACGCUCAGCUAGAGUUAAUGAGUUCACAAACUUGAGGCAGGGUAAGUCUACAGUUACAGAGUAUGCUCGCCAAUUUGACAGAUUAGCAAAGUUUGCCACAGAUCUGGUUCCUACUGAGUUUCUGAGGAUUCAUCGUUUUACUGAAGGGCUCGACUCCCGAAUAAGUCGGGACAUAGCGAUGUCAGGAGUAAGGGCAACCACGUAUGCUGAGGUACUAGAAAAAGCCCUAGAAGCUGAGUUGUGUGAAAGUCGUAUACAGAAAGACAAUACAGCAAGGUGGGAGGCCAGAAAGGCCAGUAAUGGAGGUGGUGAUAACAAAAGAAAACUGCCAACUAACCAACACAACGAAGCCGACAAGAGAAACAAGAUAGGGUCCAAUAACUACAAAGGGAAGAAGCCAUAUGUGGAGUACCCGCUAUGCCCAACAUGUGGUCGUAAGCAUCCGGGAGAAUGUCGACUGAAAGGCAAGACUUGUUACAAGUGUGGGCAACCAGGCCACUAUAAGAAGGACUGUCCACAAAAAGGUGAUCAACUCAAGGAUGACAAACUUGUCCCAGCUCGAGUAUUUGCACUAACCAGAGGGGAGGCUGAGACUAGUAACACUGUGGUUGCAGAUAAGUAAGCCUGUAAGCUUUCGGUGACAAGUUGAGUCUGGGCAGCAUGGGGUGUAUCUCGUGUGAUCAUGUAACUGCGUGUGGUCUUGGCCAUCUUCCGCUGAAAGUUUUUUUUUAAUUUAUUAAACUUAUCGAGGAUGUUGUCGUUUAAAUUUUCUAUUACUUUUCCCUAAGUGGUAAUACUUUAUUUUCAACUGGGUACCCAUGUUUUGAAAAGUGUUUUUUUUUUUUUUAAAAUAAAGGCAACAUUAGUAUCU